CUGUGGGGAACACUGGAGUGCUCGCGCUCGGGGGGCGAAAUAAGAGUCGUAAACACUCCAUAGGCGCUUACGACUGGGCGGAGAGGGGGUUAACUAGUACAUAGGCCCGACAGACCCACAUAAACUCUGAGGGAAAGCUUUCAAACAGCGCCCUUAACACCCGUAAGCUCCCGAGAGUGUGGGCGCAUCAAGGCGGGAGGAGAUGGAUCCCUCGCCGGCGAAAGGGAAAGCACAGAGUCGCCUUCUGGUGUCCACCAGCCUGGACGCCAAAGACGAACUGGAAGAGCGCCUGGAGAGGUGUGUGAGCAUCACUACGUCUAUAACCAAUGGGUUGUCUGAGCGAGAAGCCAAUGAUGCCCUCACUGCCCAUGUAUGUAAGGGUCCACAGCAGCAUGAGGAGGUGUGUUUGGGUCUUUUCGCUCUUCUGCUGACAGAGACCUCACAGGCACAGAGGUGCUACAGGGACUUGACGCUGUUGAGUCGGGACGGCAUGAAUGUGGUGCUCGUAAAAAUCAACCAGAUCCUUAUGGAAAAGUUCCUUAAACUACAGGACGUGUGUCGCACGCAGCUGGUGUGGUUGGUCAGAGAGCUGGUGAAGAGUGGAGUCAUUGGUGCAGAUGGAGUCCUUAUGACACUCAUGAAACAGAUCGCUGGAGGAGAAAUCUCCAAUAAAAACCUGUGGUUGGCUGAGAACGUGCUGGAGAUCUUAGUGGACCAGAGAGAGUGGGUGGUGAAGAGUGGGAUGUUAGUGGCCAUGUCUGUAUACACCUACCUGAGGCUCAUCGUGGACCACGGAAUCCCCAGCCUGCUGUCCCUUCGGCAGAGAGAGGUGGACUUCUGCAUCGGCCUACUCCGAGAGCGGUUCAUGGAGUGUUUUAUUAUUGGAAGGGAUCUGGUGAGGCUGUUACAGAAUGUGGCUCGUAUUCCAGAGAUGGAGUUACUGUGGAGAGACCUGCUGCACAAUCCUCAGACACUCAACCCACAGUUCACAGGUAUACUGCAGCUCCUCACCUCUAGAACCUCACGCAAAUUUCUGGCCUGUCGCCUCACACCCGACAUGGAGACCAAACUAUUGUUCAUGACCUCACGGGUUCGAUUUGGGCAGCAGAAGCGCUAUCAGGACUGGUUUCAGAGGCAGUACCUGUCAACAGCCGAGAGCCAAUCACUGCGCUGUGACCUCAUCCGUUAUAUAUGCGGUGUGGUUCACCCAUCCAAUGAGGUGCUGAGCUCUGACAUUCUUCCUCGCUGGGCGAUUAUUGGCUGGCUGCUGACUACCUGCACGUCUAAUGUUGCUGCAUCUAAUGCCAAACUGGCCUUGUUCUAUGACUGGCUCUUCUUCAACCCAGAGAAAGACAGCAUCAUGAACAUCGAACCAGCUAUAUUAGUGAUGCAUCACUCCAUGAAGCCUCAUCCGGCUAUUACAGCCACACUGCUAGACUUCAUGUGUCGGAUCAUCCCAAACUUUUUCUCUUCUCUUGAGGGUCAAGUGCGGCAGGGCGUCUUCAACUCUCUCAACUUCAUCAUGGAAAAGAGAGUUCUGGCUCACCUAGCACCACUGUUUGACAACCCUAAACUGGACCGUGAGUUGCGGUCCAUGCUGAGAGAACGCUUUCCUGAGUUCUGCAGUUCCCCUUCCCCGCCCACAGAGGUAAAAAUGGAGGAUUCUGUUACCGUGGAGAUGGACAAUCAUGUGCUUGAUAAAGAGGACAGUUGCUAUGACAACACAGAUGCUACCUUCAGUGAUGAUGAGGAGGAGUUGAACAACAAGGGUAAAAAACUUGAGUUUAGAUUCCACCAGCUCAAGGAGACCUUCAUCGAUGAACCCGCUGACAUCACACCUUUUGUGGACCAAUUAGACGAAGCGCUGAAAGAGAGGGUCCUACAGCUGCAGAAAGGGAGUGACACAGAGACGCAGUGUGAGGUCAUGCAGGAAAUUGUGGACCUUAUUUUAGAGGAGGAUUUAGACUCGGAGCAGAUGUCCACUCUUGCUUCCUGUAUGGCUGAGCUGUUUAAGAGUCACUUCAGGGGAGAUGUGUUGCCUGAGGAGAUAACAGAAGAGUCACUGGAGGAGUCUGUGUGUAAGCCGGUGUGUCUGAUCUUCAGGAACUUGUGUCAGAUGCAGGAGGAUAACAGUGGCUUUUCUGUUCUGCUGGAUGUGCUCGCUGAACUCUAUCAGAAACAGCCAAAAAUUGGUUAUCAUCUGCUCUACUACCUCAAAGCCAGCAAAGCUGCAGCAGGAAAGAUGAGUCUGUACGAGUCCUUUGCUCAGGCCACUGCUCUGGGUGACCUGCACACAUGCUUGAUGAUGGACAUGAAGGCCUGUCAGGAGGAUGAUGUGAGGCUACUGUGCUAUCUCACCCCGUCCAUCUACACGGAGUUUCCAGAUGAGACCCUGCGCAGCGGAGAGCUUCUGAACAUGAUCGUGGCUGUCAUUGAUUCAGCUCAGCUUCAGGAGUUGAUGUGUCACGUGAUGAUGGGUAAUCUGGUGAUGUUCCGCAAAGACUCUGUCCUCAACAUACUCAUUCAGUCUCUUGACUGGGAGACAUUUGAGCAGUACAGCACAUGGCAGCUCUUCCUGGCACACAGUAUACCUCUGGAGACCAUCAUCCCCAUUUUACAGCACCUCAAAUUCAAGGAGCAUCCAGAGGCUCUUUCCUGUUUGCUGUUGCAGCUGCGCAGAGAAAAGCCCAGUGAGGAGAUGGUGAAGAUGGUUCUGAGCCGACCCUAUCACCAAGAGGACCAGUUCACCACCAGCAUCCUGCGGCACUGGGCGGCUAAACACGACGACCUGCUGGGAGAACACGUCAAAGCCCUGCUCAUCAAGAACAACAACAUGCCACGGAAACGUCAGAGUUUGAGGAGUUCCAGCAGUAAACUGGCUCAGCUGACCCUAGAGCAGAUGCUGGAACAUCUUGACAGCUUGAGACUCAAUCUUAGCAACACCAAGAACAAUUUCUUUUCCCAGACGCCCAUAUUACAGGCCCUGCAGCAUGUUCAGGCCAGCUGUGAUGAGGCCCACAAAAUGAGGUACAGUGAUCUUUUCUCUUUGGCCGAGGAAUAUGAGGAUUCCACCAAGCCGCCUAAACCACGCCGCAAAGCCCCAGCGUCCUCGCCCCGUUCUCGAAAGGGUGUGGCUCCACAGCCCUGCAAUGAUGAGGAGAGUGCCUCCAGUAGUGCAUCUGAGGAAGAGGACGCCAAACCCAAAGCUCCCAAGAGGAAACGGAAAGGCUCGACUGCCGUAGGUUCUGACAGUGACUGAGAGGACACACCCUGGUCUCCACAGCAACCACACCCCAGCAUAAGCACGCCCCCUCCGUGAUUGUGAUGUCACUGGAGGCUACCUGCCAAACAUCUACUCCAGCCACUCAGGGGCAGCCUGCCCAGACACACUCUUAUUGUAGGGGCAGAACUCUUUCUAAGGACUUCAAAUGCCAUUGGCUGGAGCCUGGGAGCCCCUACUAGCUCUAACCACUGGACUCAGGCUAUUUGAAGCCAGAGAGAUUGGUUAAGUGUAAUGAUGUGUGCAGUGGGGGCGGCUAAGCCUGGAGAAACUAAAUCCAGACUGGCGUAGACUGACAGACUGCCUAAAAGAGGAGGCUGACAAACUUUUCUCAAUGGCUCACCCUUAAAAUGUCAUGGUAAUGUACUUUAAAGCGAGAUUAUCAACAAGUUUAAGUACUGUGAACCCAGAAUACAGACUGUAAUGUGAAGUACAGGGAUCUUAAAUGGAUUAAAGAUUUUACUGCAUUUGGAAAUGUGGAAAGCAGAUUAGAAACAUCAGGUUCAAGCCUUUUAUCUUAUGUCGAACAGAGCUUUCCCAUGCUCAUCAUAAAUAAAGAUUGACGCUCUGUCCUGUUUGGAUGCUGUGGCUCUUCAGGGUGGAGCCUGGGACUUUACAGAGGGAACCAAACUUCUCAUCUGCUAAUUUUUAUCUUGUGUUUGGAAUGUACAGAGAAACUGGGACUGUACAAAUGGACGACUCGACUUGUUGAUGACUUUUUAAAAAAUUAUUUCUACUGACUUAUUUUCAUAAAACAGAUUGUAACUAUGUUAAAGGACUAUGAUAUUAAUAAAAAAGGC
Molecule: messenger RNA, 4080 nt
Organism: Xyrauchen texanus (razorback sucker)
Lineage: Eukaryota; Metazoa; Chordata; Actinopteri; Cypriniformes; Catostomidae
Product: integrator complex subunit 3
Exons: 29
Coding region: 203-3259 (1018 amino acids)
Cellular component (GO): cytoplasm
Source: RefSeq, a predicted model, not a curated record